Messenger RNA from Botrytis deweyae, 291 nucleotides. RefSeq lists its product as uncharacterized. The transcript has 2 exons. The record is from RefSeq and is a predicted model, not a curated record. Bases 1 to 291 code for a protein of 96 amino acids. Lineage: Eukaryota; Fungi; Ascomycota; Leotiomycetes; Helotiales; Sclerotiniaceae.
AUGCUUACUCGUUUCCGCGUUUCUGAGUUAUGUAAAGGUUGGCCUUUGUACCGUGAUGCGUCAGAAUGGACAAAUUAUCGAAGUAUAUUCACCAAAGAGGGUGCUAAGAUCUGGACUUCAUGGAGUGGAGAGAAGGCCAUUGAUGAUUUUAUCAGCGUAUCCAAGGAAGGAAGAAAGAACGUAGAUUUUAUCAUGCACCGCGAAAAUGGAACGUUGGUCGACCUCAACCUUCCUCUUGGUCGAGCCAUUGGAAAAAUGAAGGCCACAAUUACUCAACGAUUCGUUAUCUAG